AUGGGUGUCUGUGGUAUUCCAACUGUGAAACCCAAACAAGGAAAGCUUAUGUACAUUGGAUUUAUUUUAUUUGGUGUUUUGAUGUCAACACUGACAUUUAUACCAGACUUUAGAAGAUUCUUUGUGGUAAAUUCUCGUUACUGUAGCAGAAAUACAAGUCAAGGAAAAUGUGAUACUUUGGUGGGACACAUUUUGCUGUACAGAUUCUUCAUUGGAAUGAUGGUUUUCUUUUUGUUCUUGGCGAUAAUCAACUGCCAGCUGACUGUGUUUACAACGUUCAGCCAUUGGCUCGAGAAUGGCUUCUGGUUCAUAAAGUUUCAUUUGUUUUGUUUGUGUGUUCUCUUGACACUUCUCAUUCCGGAAGGACACCUCAGUAAUGCCAUAAUGCAUGUUGGUUGGAUUGGAAGUUUUAUUGUGAUGGUUAUCCAGACCAUUUUAAUCAUUGAUCUAGCAAAAGCUUUAAAUGGUUAUUGGGUAGAGAGAAUGGAACUCUCAGACCGGCCAAAAUGGUGGUAUUUUUCAAUGUUAUUCUUCACAUCUCUGUUAUAUACCCUUUCUUUAGCAUUCAUUGUAUAUUUCUAUGCCACUUACACCAUUUCAAAAGAUUGUAGAACAAACUUAAUUUUUAUCACAACUGUUGUUUUGCUUUGUACUUUUGCAUCACUUUUGUCAAUUCAUCCCAAAGUGCGAGAAACUGGACUCCUUCAAGCUGGCAUUGUUACAUCAUAUUCUGUUUAUUUUGGUUGGACCUGUAUGCAGCAUUAUCCUUAUUCUGCCUGCAAUCCUAGCUGGAAUUCUUUAAUCCUUACAGAGUUUAAUUUUCACAUUCAAUUGAACAUGAUCUUUGACACUUUUGUAACAUUUUCACUGCUCGUAUACAGUGUACUUCAUGAGGUAUCUGUGCAGCAUCUCCUAACAAACAUCAAUCCUUGUGCAGAUUGCUGGAAUCUUCAGUCACAAGUUAAGAACCAUCCUUCGACUCCAGAGGAGAGCGAAGAAAAGCCACUGGUUGCCUCAACAUACCUUAUGUUUUACCUUUUUCUUCUUUUGAUAUGCCUACACCUCUUGAUGGUAAUAAGCAAUUAUUACACUCCUGAAGGAAUAGUGGGCACUGAAGAUGAAGUACUGGAGACAGAAUAUGACAAACUCAUUGACAUGGAUGAAUACGUGAAGUCGUUGAGCCAGUGGGUUGCCUCCUGCCUGAAAAUGAUUGUGUGUGUUGUGUUUCUUCUCCUGUAUGUAUGGACUAUUCUGUCACCUGUUGUCUUGCCAGCAAACAAAUAACUCCAGCCCACAAUCUUACUACAAUUUACUGAAAAGAAGCUAUAAGGUGAUGGAAAAAGACAAACUUAUCAGCUAGUUUUGUAACACUAUCAAAAUUUUCUCAACUAAUUUGUUAAGAAAUGAGUAGCAGCUAUUAAGGGGAAUUGCUCAGUACAUCAGAUCUCCUGAGUUAAGGGGAAAAUAUUUAUAAUGAUUUCUGAUCACAGCUCUGAGCUCAAAUGUUUCCAAAGCCAUUUGGGAACCUACAUGAAAAAUUGUAAAUUGGUUUCCAAAAUUAAAAUUUUUUUCUCCAGGAAAAAAAAACACUCUCAUCACAACAUUAAUGAUAUACUAAACCACAAACAAACAUUCUUAUCUGUGGAUCAAGUGAGCAGUAAAUGAUUGUUUGUGGUUUGCAUUUAAUUUCUUUUAUAUCGGGUAACAGAAAAGCUUGAGUGAUGUGUUAUAAAGUUUAUAGUUUCACUUUGAUUGCAGACCAUACAAUAUUUUCAUAAACAUAUAAUACUGUAUACUAUAUACUGACUUGCCCAUUUUGAUUAUAAAUAUAAAUUACAUUAUAUAUUAUAAUGCUAUUAAUAAGAUACAUAGAAAAAUUACUCAGUUCUGAUUGGUUAAGAUAAACGCAGUUUUCAGGUAGUUCAGUGGAGAAGAGGGUAAAUUCAGUGCAAAGAAGUAACAAACCAGACUGAACAAUUCCUUGAACUGUUUAGCUGGACUUUGAACUUUUUUGCACCUUAAAGAUAUGAAAAUAGCAUUGUAUAUUAUUGUUUUGAUUGAACACAGUUUUUUUGACUGAAGGCACAAUGUCACUUGCAUAAUUUGAAUAAUAACCUGAUUUGAAAAAUAACGUUAUUUUUGCACUUGAUGUGCACUUUGCUUCUGCAUAAUUACGGUGAGCUAUCUUGUAUUUUUCAUGUAUCUUAUUAAUAACAUGUAAUCACAUGAUUUUUCUUGUGCAAUUUGGAAUAAAUAAGCACUUGUAAAUUUUUUUGAAGACCACAAAUUACACUGGCCCUACAGGCUCAUGCAAUUUUGUUAGUCUUUAAAAAAAUUUACUUGCUCUUAUUUAUUCCAAAUUGCACUCAAAAUUAUGUGAUUAUCUAAAUAAAUUUAAAACUAUCAGUGAUAUUUGUAAUUAGAGUAUCAUGACUUUAUAGUUUAUUUUCAAUGAUUUUUUUUCAGUUGGUAGGUUUUUUAAUACGGAAAUAAAAUUUCUACAAUUUGACUUACUCCCUGCUUUUGUAGAUCUUCCAGAACUUUCAAGUUGUACGGCACCAUUCAACAGCGAUGAAGGUGUUCCCUUCUUCUCUGGCAUCUCUGGUAGGAGAAAAUCUAGGAGACGUACAGGAAGACUGGUGACAGUAAAUAACCAGAAGAUUGCAUUGCUCAAACAUAAAGGAACAGUUUAUGCCUUGGAUGAAAUGUGUCCACACAUGGGUGAGUAGAUGUGAGGGUCAUUCUGUAAGAUAAGGUUAGAUUGGAUGAGAUAAGAUAAUUUAGAUAACAUCAAAUUCAUGGGGAAUGUUAAAUCUCCAUAGCCUAAGGCUCAUGAUGUAAGUGUUUGAAAAGCUCAAACACGAAGGCAUAUACAUGCUAAAAGCAAAGAAAAUAUGCAAGAAUUAUGAAGAAGGUCUAAAGACUACCAUGCAUUGCUUAAAGAAAAUUUGUCAGUGCAAAAUGCAAACAGUUCAUGAGAGUGCUCAAAUUUAUCAGGUAGAAGUUGCAAUCUUGAGCUAACACCAAAUGCUUGUAACUUAUUUAUGAUGAAAUAUGUUGCAGCUAGAGGGGAGAAUUAACAAUCAGAUCUUGGGAGUUAAAGGGUGGAUUGAAUUCUGUUUCAAUGCAGGUGGCCCUCUUCAUCUUGGGGACAUUGAAGAGCUGGGUCAGGCAGCCCUGCCAUGCAUUGUGUGUCCUUGGCAUAGUUGGAAGUUUUCCUUAGAAAAUGGAUUUGUGAAAGAUCCUGCUUGUGAGAAGGGUACAAAAGUUGGUAUUUAUCCUGUGCAAGUCACUGACAAGGGAGAAUUGCGAGUUGGCUUCAGGUCUUUUUCCCCAGACUAUUUCAAUGGUGCAAUGGAAUUCUAGUUUUAAAAAGCUCUCAGCUCAUGUGAGUUUGAUACAUGAGAGAAUCUGGUUGUGCAUUGAUUACAGGCUGACAGAAAUGCCCAGCAUGUUAUGGUACAUUGUGGUUUGCUGUGUGCAACAGGUGUUCUAAGUUGAGUGAAUUCGAAUGCAAUAAUGUGCACAAUGCACCAAAUCCAACAUUUGAAUUGCGUUGAGAAGGCUGAUAACUGUUACAUGUAAUCCUUUGGUAACAGGUUCAACCUGUACAUUGUGAUGACAUGUUUCACUGUGUCAACUGUUGUUCAACAGGGACAUGUUAGCAGUGAGCCAUCUACAUUCUUGGAUGGGGUUUUCAAAUGCAUGGAAAAUCCCAGAUAAUCGAUGAGAACUUUGUAGUUUUCUCAGUGUCCCAGUGUUUGUCAGUUCAUUUAUAAUGUGAAAUUGCAAAAUGUCUGUCUCUGGGACUGAAGGCAAGCAACUAAGGAUUAGUUACAAGCCAUGUAAGCUGUGUCACUCCCCCAUGUUUUUGGUGUAGUUUAAAUGAUUGUUGACCAAUGCAAAAAUCUUUAAAAUAUCAGGUAAGGUGGGCAUUCUCCCAAAUUCUCUAUCUCCAUUUUUCUUUGGUGAUUCCAGUUUUUGGUGGUAUGUCUUUAAUUUUGUAUUGGUUUAAAAAAUCUGGAAUGGGCAGGCUUUGAAAUGAAGGCAAUUCAUUGUACAGAAUGUAUAAUUUUUACAAAGGUUUUUAUAAUUGGUAACAGUGUAUUGUAGAAAAAUGAUCCAUUCAAAAUAGUUAAUAAACAUUAAGGGGCUCACAGUGACAGUUCACGCAAUGAUGGAACAGAG
Messenger RNA from Pocillopora meandrina, 4188 nucleotides. Lineage: Eukaryota; Metazoa; Cnidaria; Anthozoa; Scleractinia; Pocilloporidae. The record is from the annotation of a GenBank genome assembly.